AUGGAUAUACCAUUCGAGCAAAGAAAUACUAUUGACUGGAACGAUAUAGAUCUAGUGUUUGAUUUCAUUUUCGAAGACAGAAGUAUUGCUCAAAUAAUAAGCGUAAUGGAUCGCACUUAUUACGUCUUGAACCUGGAAAUUCGUUGCUUAAAUAUCAAUAACAGCCAUUGCUUGGGAAGCGUGCCACAAAUUUUAAAGUGGUUGAAUUUCCGCCAACGAUCUGUUGAAAUCGUGCUAUUAGACUACAACAGACCAAACGAUGAUGAAUUUAUUUUAAUAUUGGAAAGUUUGAAAAUAACCAGAACUCUUCAAAUGGAAAUUCAUCCAUCAUCACAUAAAAUCAAACCUUUUGAUCCAAAGUUCGAAAUGGACUACUUAUGGAUGAAAGGAGGCAGAACGAAUCCUUGGAUUUCUUUGGAUAAUAUAAUGACAUUCGAUUGCAUUCAUAUUGAUUUAGGAUGCUUCUCAUUCACAUCAUCUGAUAUGAACAAAUAUUUAAAAGCAUGGAUCAACGGAUGCAAUUACAGAAUGGAGUAUCUUUUUCUAGGUCUCAGAUUGUUAGACCACGAAAUACUGAUUCAUGGAAUAGAAGUAGAAGAAAUUGAGUCUUCGAUUACGAGAAGUUAUAAUAAGUAA
Messenger RNA from Caenorhabditis remanei, 636 nucleotides. RefSeq lists its product as uncharacterized. Lineage: Eukaryota; Metazoa; Nematoda; Chromadorea; Rhabditida; Rhabditidae. Bases 1 to 636 code for a protein of 211 amino acids. The transcript has a single exon. The record is from RefSeq and is a predicted model, not a curated record.